CAAAUUUCCCACAAAAUUCCCGCCAUCACCUGCUUGAGACUUGAGAGUUAGGGCUGGGAGCUCACAUCCUACUCACCUCCGCCCAACUCCAUACAACCGCCGCAACGGAAAAUGGCCGGCGCCUCCGAUCCCCAUGGCUCCGCGUUUUCGGCCGCAGAGCUGGAGUUUCUUGCGGAGGAUGAAAUGAUUGAAAUUGUUCCGAAUUUGAGAAUGGAUCCGCUCAAUUUUAUAUCUGGGGAUUUCGGUCCUUUUAGACCCCAAAUACCAACUCAAGCGCCGCUGUGGCUGGCCGUGGCCUUGAAGAAGAGAGGGAAGUGCACAAUUCGAGCUCCAGAGUGGAUGUCUGUUGAUAAGUUAUCACAAGUACUGGAAGCAGAGCGAGAUUCGGAGAAGUUUCAGCCUUUGCCAUUUCACUAUGUAGAAAUAUCGAGGCUUCUUUUUGAUCAUGCACGAGACGAUAUUCCCGAUAUCUACAUGGUAAGGUCCCUCAUUGAGGACAUCAAGGAUGUGAGGUUUCAUAAAAUUGGGAAAGGCUUGGAGAUUAUCUCAAAGGAACGUACUUAUGCGCUGAGGCUCAAGAAUUUAUCUGCUAUGGAAGCAAAUAUAGUGCGCCCAUUUGUUACAAGAGCUCUCGAGACAUUUUAUAAGCUUGGUAGUUCUGAUAUGAUACAAGAAUCUGACCACGCUCCUAAUAGACAACAAGCGACCAAUCGUGGGCCAAGACGGCAACUGAAAGAUAGAUGAUUCCAAUCUCCGGAGAUGCUGUACAAAUGUAUUUGUAAUGGUAUCAAACUACAAAUAGUGAGUUCUUGUAAUUUGCUCUAACGGCACUCCGAUUCCUUUAUAUAUUUAUCCCUCAAAUGUUUCGCCUUUUCUGUGAGAGUGACUGAGUUGAAGAGAAGAAUCAAUCUACAGCAACAGAUGGCCUCUAAUCUUAUCCAAGGACACCUUUAAUUAAAGUAAGGCUAUUCCUUGCAUUUUAUUCAGCUGCUAUGCAUUUCUGCUGGUAAUAUGCAUCCUUAUUCAGUUAUUUGUAUAGUUCUAUGGUGGUUUGUGAGGGACAUCUAAUUGCAUAAUCAUAUUUUUGUGAAACAGUCAGCCAUAAACAUGUCUAGUUCAAUAAAAUUUACCAGUAAUUCAAA
Messenger RNA from Salvia miltiorrhiza (redroot sage), 1142 nucleotides. RefSeq names its product DNA replication complex GINS protein PSF2. Gene Ontology annotation, cellular component: nucleus; GINS complex. The record is from RefSeq and is a predicted model, not a curated record. Bases 112 to 744 code for a protein of 210 amino acids. The transcript is spliced from 8 exons. Lineage: Eukaryota; Viridiplantae; Streptophyta; Magnoliopsida; Lamiales; Lamiaceae. Gene Ontology annotation, biological process: DNA replication; double-strand break repair via break-induced replication.